GGGAGGGGUCCGUGGAAAAAACAGCGUUGUUGUAAGGUUGAAAGUAGGGGGUGAAAGUGGCCUAUCGGGGUGCAGAGACAUCGGAUCUCCCAUUCAAAAGUAGUAUUUUAAGAAGUCACUGGAUACCGUAGUGGAGGAUGUCGGCGAGGCAUUGUCGCACAAAACACACUGCCUUGCUGCCGAAUAACAUCCUGUCUACAGUGCUCCACUCCUACUGUACUACAAAACUAAGAAUAAGUGGAUGCUCUAGAAGGGAAGCCAAGUCCUCCGCCAGAUAAGGUUUGCUGGAAUGGGUAAUCUUCUAAAAGUCCUAACAAGGGAAAUAGAGAACUAUCCACAUUUUUUCCUGGACUUUGAAAAAACCAAAUGGGGAAUCUGUUAAAAGUGCUCACUUGCACUGAGCUCGAGCAGGGGCCAAACUUUUUCCUUGACUUUGAAAAUGCACAGCCGACAGACUGUGAGAGGGAGGUAUGGAACCAGGUGAACACUGUGCUCCAGGACUCUGAGAGCAUCCUCUCUGGCCUACAGGCCUACAAGGGAGCAGGACAGGAGAUACGAGAUGCCAUUCAGAACCCCAAUGACAUGCUCCUACAGGAGAGAGCCUGGAACUCAGUCUGCCCCUUAGUCAUACGGCUCAAAAAGUUCUACGGCUUCUCCCUGAGACUAGAGAAGGCUCUCCAGGGCCUGCUGGAGUCCCUGACGUGCCCCCCCUACACCCCAACCCAGCACCUGGAGAAGGAGCAGGCUCUGGCCAAACAGUUUGCCGAGAUCCUCCACUUCACCCUGCGCUUCGACGAACUCAAGAUGAGAAUUCCUGCCAUUCAGAAUGACUUCAGUUAUUACAGGAGGACAAUCAGUCGAAACAGGAUAAACAACAUGAAUUUGGAUAUCGAGAGCGAGGUCAACAAUGAGAUGGCCAACAGAAUGUCACUGUUCUACGCCGAGGCGACGCCCAUGCUGAAGACCUUAAGCACAGCUACGACAAACUUCGUAACCGAGAAUAAGACAUUACCCCUGGAAAACACCACUGACGUUCUCAGCACCAUGGCCAGCGUCUGUAAAGUCAUGCUGGAGACACCAGACUACACGAGCAGGUUCAACAGUGAGGACACGCUCCUGUUCUGUAUGAGAGUGAUGGUUGGAGUCAUCAUCCUGUAUGACCACGUCCAUCCCAACGGAGCCUUCAACAAGUCCUCCAAGAUCGACAUGAAGGGAUGCAUAAAGGUCCUGAAAGAACAACCAGCAGAUAACGUUGAAGGUCUCCUGAACGCCCUCAAGUUCACCACUAAACACCUGAAUGACGAGUCCACUCCAAAAAACAUCCGAACGAUGCUUCAGUAACAUUUCUAUCGAAAGAGGGUCAAUGUACUGACCUCAA
Oncorhynchus mykiss (rainbow trout) is the source of this 1378-nucleotide messenger RNA. Lineage: Eukaryota; Metazoa; Chordata; Actinopteri; Salmoniformes; Salmonidae. The record is from RefSeq and is a predicted model, not a curated record.